CACACGGUGCUUAUUCAACAUGUAAACAAACAUGUAAAGUGAAGUAGUCACCUCAAGAUGCUGCGCUGUACAUCUCUUCCCUUAUCACCCUCUCUAAGACAGUCAGGAAAGAUGGCACUGAGACUGGGUGCUCACUCCAGAGGCACAAGAUUACAACACUUUUGGAGUAAGGCGCAUCAGGAUGUCCUUCGAUCAAAGUUAUCUUAUGUAAGGUCGUGCCACCGGGCUUUGAAACGGCCCCCAAGGAUGUGUGUACUGUGUGCAAGUUCAGUGACUCAGAACGUUUACAGAUCUCAGCUGAGGUUUUAUGCCAGUAGCACCCAUAAUGGUGAGAGUGAUGAUGAAGGCUUCAUCAGUGAUUCUGAGUUUGAUAUUGAUGACUUUGACAGAGAUCAAAUUUUGGAUAAAGAUCAGUUUGACCAGUUAAGAGUCAUUCUGUACAAGAAUCCCAAGGAUCCUGUUGUGAAGGCACUGUCAAUGGCUGCAAGUGUCCAGGAAGUAUUUGAUAUCAUUGAAAAGUGCCAAGAGAAUUUGACAGUGGAGCGGACUAGUCAAGCGAUAAUUACAUUAUGGGAUCUCCAGAAACUAUUUGGUCGAUAUAGCUUUGAAAAUCCAAAUGUGUUAAACCCACAGGUGGCACAGUUUUUGGAAAAGAUUACAACUCAUCCAACUUUCUUGAAACUUUUAGAAAAUAUAGAAAAUUCAUAUGAAGAACUGGAAAAUAAUGCUGUUGCCUGUAUGUUGCUUUAUUUACACAGAAUAGGCAUACCUAACAGUAGUUCUGUAAUGCAGAAACUGUCAAUUUUGUGCCUGAAUAGAAUAGAAAAUUUUAAUGUAAGUGCUUUAUCAAGACUCUCUGUAUACCUACGAGAUCAAGGCUUGAAAGGAUAUUUUUUACAGUCGAAAGCCAUUGCCUUAAUUUCAGCUAAUUUAAGAAAGUGUUCAACUGCUGAUGAACUAAAAUUGAUAACAAUUUGUCUCAGUAGCACAAGAAAACUCAUUACAGAGUCCUUGUUUUUGGAUUACCAAAAGUUGGUGAACAAGCUCUUUGAUCAAGGAGAGUUGGUAGACUGUGAAGUGAAAAUUAUUAUUAAGAUUUUAAAAUUCCUGAACUAUCCAGAGUGGUCUCCUUUUGGAAGUUCUCUGAGUCGGAAGUUGAUGAUGUCUCUGGUAGAUAAGGUUCCCUUGCUAACCCCUGAGCAGGUUAUAGCGGUGAAUAAUUAUUUCCAAAGCUACUUAGAACCACGAGACCUUCUUCUGAAAGUUCAAGAACAUUCAGCAUUGCUUAUUGAGGAAAACAAAUUCUCACACAGAGUUCCAGACUUGUUGCUCUGUCUUGCUCCAUAUAGCUCUUUGAAAGUCAGAAAUCAUUUAGAAGAGCUCGUUGCAGAACAGCUGGAUGACAAGAAUUUUUAUGAGUUUAUUCCCGUCAUAUUUAAGAUUUUAAGGUAUAUCAAGACCUCCAAUAUAAAAUUGUGUAAUGCAUUUUGGUCCAAGGCAAUGCGAGCUGUCGAACGGGAAAUAAAAGAAUUCCCAGAACCUUAUCUAGGGUAUGAAGAGAAUUUGCGAAGAGGUAUCUAUCAUCGGUAUAUGUACUUCAACAACAACCUUGGUGGGACAUACAGACAUUACUAUCUGGAGAAGAACAUGACAAAUAAACUAUAUGAAAAUUUGAAAGGACAAGAAAGAAUUUUACCCAGCAAGGUAGCACAGAUGACAUCAUUCAUCCUAAGUUAUAAUGAUGGUAGUGGAAUACCAGAUGAUCUCUUGGAACAAGUUAUUGGGUAUGCUCCUCAGCUAUCCAUAUUUGAUACCAUUGUAAUGUCAAGAGGUAUUCAGAUCACACUAGCAUUCCACCCAAAUAAUACCCAACGAACUUACACCAAACAGAUAACUACUAUGUGCCAUAUGUUAAAUGGCUGUACUGAAAGACAUAUUAAGAAUGUAAAAUCUCUGUUGGAUGUCACAAGUAUUACACGGGCCUACCUAAGUCGCAAGGGAUCUCCUCGGACCUUCCUUUUCGAAAAGCUGGUUCACUCACAUAUUCCAUUCAUCAGAGAACUUAAUUCAAGACACCUUCGCAACAUAGCAAUGUACUUUCAGCACACUAAAUAUCUGGCUCCUGAGCUGUUGGAUGCCAUGGCUGACUACAUAAUAGAAAACGAGGAGUACGUCCUGCAGGAUACGAUAGAACGUAUCCUAACCUGUAUUUAUUACUUAGGCUACCAUCCCACAUCUGGAAGAAAAUUUUUUGAUGCCUGCACUAGGGUUUUGGAGAAAGGGCCUCACUACCUGCAAGGCCUGAAUACUCUGCAAGCGUGUUUAUCUCUGGCCUUGCACAACCACCUGUCAAGUAAAAUGAUCCAUAAUGUCUUCAAUAUUAAAUUCUUGGACCAGCUAGAUGAGGAAAUAGAUGCAUGUUACUCAAAGGCUUCCUAUCCUUCUCGAGUGCGUCAUCUGCUUAUGGAACUGAAUCGUGCUGUAUGCAUUGAUCAGCCAGAAGAAGGUAUUCCAUGGUUUCAUGAGAAGUAUUGUGAAGAGCUGCUUGAAACUGUUGCUGUACAAGAUUCUGUCUUUCACACUGAAGUUCACCAAGUGUUGUCAGAACUAAUUGGUAAUGCAGAUGUGUUAAGGGCUAAUGCUAAGACACCUUAUUUCUACCUCAUAGAUUUUGAAUUCAUGUUGGAUGAAAAUAAUCAUCCAGUACCAGUGUCUGUUUAUGCUCCUGCAGGCAAUAAGAGUGGAAGUUUUAUUGCAAACAGAAUUGAAAAUAAAAAAGGAUACAGGAGAAUUGCAGUUCUUCUUCACAACGAAAACAGUUACUGCAUCAACAGCCGUCAGUUGAUUGGUCGUUACCAGCUUCAGCGCCGUCACCUUGAAGUCUUGGGCUACACUGUGGUAGAGAUUCCACACUUCAUGUGGUAUUCCAUGGCACUUGGUACUUAUGAAGACAAAGUGAAAUACCUCAGAAGCGUCAUUUAUCUUGAAAGUUCAUGAUGUCAUUGAUGUCUUCAUUUGGUUUGUAGACAUCUUGUUUAAAUGCAUUUACUAGGUUUUAUUAGGUGAUGAUAACAAAUUGUUUAGAUGUAUAUAGGAUAUACAGUUGCUGUACAAAUAUACGUUUACAUUGUAAAUUACAUUUAUUGACAAUUAUUAUUGAUCUUAUGGUGCUGUUACCUCUUUUUGUUAUGAA
Penaeus indicus is the source of this 3193-nucleotide messenger RNA. Its product is annotated as FAST kinase domain-containing protein 1, mitochondrial-like. Gene Ontology annotation, cellular component: mitochondrial matrix; ribonucleoprotein granule. Gene Ontology annotation, molecular function: RNA binding. NCBI's taxonomy places the organism in Eukaryota, Metazoa, Arthropoda, Malacostraca, Decapoda, Penaeidae. The coding region runs from base 58 to 2997 and encodes 979 amino acids. Gene Ontology annotation, biological process: regulation of mitochondrial mRNA stability; mitochondrial RNA processing. The record is from RefSeq and is a predicted model, not a curated record. The transcript is spliced from 9 exons.